Stegodyphus dumicola is the source of this 3179-nucleotide messenger RNA. It is a transcript of the gene Ufsp2, whose product is annotated as UFM1 specific peptidase 2. Gene Ontology annotation, molecular function: deUFMylase activity. Gene Ontology annotation, biological process: proteolysis. Gene Ontology annotation, cellular component: endoplasmic reticulum; nucleus. Lineage: Eukaryota; Metazoa; Arthropoda; Arachnida; Araneae; Eresidae. The record is from RefSeq and is a predicted model, not a curated record.
CGAAGACAGCGUUUCAUAUGGAGUCGCCGACUCGUAAAGUUUAUGUUUCUCUUAAUUUGAGGAAGCGUUUUUUACAAAUUGAAGAACCUGCUGGCUAUAUUGCAGGAUGGAAUACAGGCGCAGAAACAUUUUGUAUGGCCAUUUCAGCUUCUCCAGACUUUUUCUUACCUGGAUUAGAUGUCAUAGGAUUAUUUUGUAUGUCAAAUAAGGAACCCAUUUUAGAAAAUGAAGUCAUGGAACUUUAUAAGAAAAAUAUAGAUCUUCUUAAAUUUGAAUAUGAAAAUCCAUUAGUCCUCAUUGUCCAUAAAAGGAGAGAAGAAUAUAGUUCUGUAAAGAUAACUGCCAAGUUAGUUACAAACUAUUAUGGUACAUUUGAAGAUCUGGAAGUAGAAGACUUAUCAUACAAUCCUGCAGUAUUAUUGAGAGCUUCAGGACAACUUCCAUUAUUAUUUGAAGUAUCUUCAGAUGUAGAUACAUUGAAAGAAAAUAUGGAACACUCCAUUGAGAGGUUGAGAACUACUAUCCAAAAUGAAGUUGCAGCAUUUCUUUUGCAAAAUUCAAACGUAAUUAUACAUAGUUCCCAUGAUCAGACUAUGAUGGAAUCCAGUAUGACUUGUAAAGAAUUAUUAAAACUUUGUCAAGAUGAAGAUAUGGCUGAAAAAGUCUUAAAAGCUAAGAAAAAUUUGAAGAGAAAGUGUCCUGUGAACUUCCAUAUAUUCAUUCAAACAAGUGGGAAUGCUGCUGUUGAGAAUACUGUCAACCAUUCUGUGAUUAUUCACUGCCAAAGACGUGAAUUUCAGUGUGUUUCAAUUGCUUUGCCUCUUGAUGUUCUUGUGGUUGCCCAUGAAUUCAGUUCUACUUAUGCUAUUUAUAAAUUGUUUAUAAGUGCUGUUGAUAAACAACUAGAGAAAAUGAACGACUGCCUCUUAAACAAUGCAGACUUCGUUACUCCAGUUCCUUAUCAUUUUUAUCCUGAUAUGUGGGACUUUCCCAUAACAGUAAUUUAUCCUUUAAGCAAAGAAGAUGCAGAACUUGAGAAAUACCGAAGACAUCUUCACAAGUUGUUGCUUUUACCAUUGGAUCGCCCCUUCUUGAAGAAAUUAAAUGUAUAUUUUUGUGAUUCAUUAUCUACUGGCUACUUAAUAAAUCCUCAUGAAGGAUUAGGUGCUUCUGGAAAUGAAAACACUGCUCUUGUUCAAGGCAGGUAUAGCUACCAUCAUUAUAUGCAAGAUCGUAUGAAUGACGACGGUUGGGGCUGUGCAUAUCGUUCCUUACAAACAAUAAUAUCAUGGUUUAAGUUUCAAGGUUACACAGAUAAAAAUAUACCAACGCAUACAGAAAUUCAACAGGCUUUGGUGGAUAUAGGUGACAAACUUCCAUCUUUUGUAGGGUCUAAAAAAUGGAUUGGUUCUCAAGAAGUUAGCUUUUGCCUUGAUUAUCUGAUAAAUGUAAAAUCAAAAAUCAUGUGUGUUAGCUCAGGUGCAGAACUGGCAAAUAAGGGCAGAGAGUUGUUCAAUCAUUUUCAGGAUCAAGGAACACCUGUCAUGAUAGGAGGUGGAGUUCUAGCCCAUACAAUACUAGGAGUGGAUUUUAAUAAAAGCACUGGAGACCUAAAAUUUCUUAUUUUGGAUCCUCAUUACACUGGAAGUGAAGAUCUGAAUGUUAUUUUGAAUAAGGGCUGGUGUGGCUGGAAAACUGUCCAGUUUUGGGAUGAGUCCGCAUUCUAUAACCUUUGUUUACCACAGCGACCAAAAGAUUUAUAAAAUUCUUGAAAUUUAGUUUUGUUUAUUAAAUUUAUAUUUUUCUAAUGAAGUAGAAUAUAAAAGAUUAUUUUCCUGGCUGAUAAAAUGUCCAUAUAUUAUUUUUCUUCAACUGUAUAUUUUAUUACAAGAGAUAUAAUGUUCCUGUAAUAAAUAUAUUUCAGUCAAGGCAAAGAAGUGUUUAUUAAUGCAGUUCUAAAAUGAUAUGAAAUCGUAAAUACAUACAUUAUGAAAUAAGCGUAAUUUGAAAAUAGUUUCGUGCUUUUAUUUAUUAGAAGCAACUCCAGGAAUACUCACACAUUGGAUUCCACAAAAAUCACUGUUGUAAAGACAAAGUUCAUUGGUUUGAAUUGGAUAAAAACAGUUGCUGUUCACUGUUUUAGAGAUAAAUAUAUAUAUAUAUAUAUACAAUUCAAAUAUUCACAUGGAUUUACUAUAAUACUAUUAUUGAAAGCAUUCUCUUUCAGCAUCUAAAACUUUGUUCUGUUUAAAGUUAUUAAUUAAAUAAAUGAUCGGAUACAUAACAAGCAUAAUUUUUAUUCCCCAUUAACUACUGACUUUUACAAUUAGAUCCCAUAAUUUUCUGUACAAGCAUUAAUUUUGGUUCUCCACACAGUGAAACAUUAAAAGACAGAAUAGGCAAACCUCAUCCACUGUUGAAAAUCUGCCUGUGAUGGUUGAUGUAUUAAUACUGUAUAUAUUUUGCUGUGUAACUAGAUGUCUUAUGGGGGAAACACAGAAAAUAAUUCUCUUUUACAUGAGUUUAUCAAUAAACACUUAGAAAUUAAGAAAGUUUCUAAGUUCUCAGCUUCAUACCCUUCAGAAUACUGUCUUUUCUACUAUGUAUGAGUGAGUGCAGUCUGGAAAGCUGAAAAGCCUGUAGACGUCUGCUGGAGAACACAUGAGUAAUUAAUAUUGCAGUUACUGUUUUUCCUCUCGUAAAAAGCUUGAAUAUAUAUUUCAAAUACCAAUUGCACAGUGUUUAUACUACAAUAUGCACAACAGUUAACAGCCAUGAUGACUGUGUUCCAAUAUACUUAUCGAGAAAACUUAUAAGAAAAAUCUAAUCUAUAAUUAUAAUGUACACUAUGACUAAUAUCUCUCAAUUCAAACUGAACCACACUAAUCUAUCGGAGUAAACCUGGAGGAGAAAUUUUAAAGAAAGAUGUAUUUACUACAAAAUUUUAACAAAAAGCACAUUUGCAUAUGACAGAACAAAAAAAAAUAAAAUGCCUUUGAAAAUAAAAUGUACAAUGAUUAUACAAGAUAUUUUAAAUAAAAUUUAGGUAACGAUUUUUGCUAAUAUGGACAGUUUAACGCAAUAUACAAAUUCAUGAGUAUCUUAAAAGGUUGGGAAACUGGGUAUUUUAACAUACCUUAAUAUAUAAAAAGUAAGCUGGUUUCACAUUGCAAACAAAA